AUAUCUAUAUUAAGCUCACAUACACAUACACUCAUAAUGGUACAAGGUGAGACUCAAAUUAAUCGGCACUGUGUCACCAUCAGGCAUGGCUUCGAUAAUCAAUGCUAUGUGUCAUUGCGGACACCACCUUUUUAUGCUUUCCACGAGUAUAUACAUUAAAAAUAUAUAAUAUGAAAAAGGAUCUUGAUUCACCAAUAAUAUGAUUUUUUUUUUACAGUAAACAUAUUAAAAUACCUUUUAUAAAAUUAAUAUUUACUCAUAUUUUUUAUUGUAUAUAAAAAAUUAUAAUUUCUCUUGUCUAUUGAAUCUUAACUAAAGCCAUUGCCGAUAAAAUAAAGAAUUAUGAAUCAUCAAGUUUAUUUAUUGGAUAAUAGAAAAGCGGUUUUCUGUGCGAGUAAAGCCUUUUUAUUUUUAUUUUUAAAAAAGAGAGAAUGAUAUGAUAGUAGUAUAAUUGAGCCGCAGCGGUGGAGUGGGGAAGGGUCAGAGUUUGAAAGAGGAGUUCUAAUGAGUAACGAAUACGAUUACCUGUUCAAGCUUCUCCUAAUCGGGGAUUCUUCCGUUGGAAAAUCUUGCUUGCUUCUCAGAUUCGCUGAUGACUCCUAUGUCGACAGCUACAUAAGUACCAUUGGAGUUGAUUUCAAAAUCAGAACCGUCGAGCUCCAAGGCAAAACCGUCAAGCUGCAGAUUUGGGAUACAGCUGGACAGGAGCGAUUCAGGACCAUAACAAGCAGUUAUUAUAGAGGAGCACAUGGGAUAAUUAUUGUCUAUGAUGUUACUGAGAUGGAAAGCUUUAACAAUGUGAAGCAGUGGUUAAAUGAGAUUGACAGAUAUGCAAAUGACAGUGUAUGUAAGCUUCUUGUGGGGAACAAAUGCGAUCUAGUUGAUAACAAGGUUGUAGACACACAAACUGCCAAGGCAUUUGCUGAUGAGCUUGGUAUCCCUUUCCUUGAGACAAGUGCUAAAGACUCGAUCAAUGUGGAGCAGGCUUUCUUAACUAUGGCAGCAGAGAUUAAGAAGAAGAUGGGAAGCCAACCUACUGUUGGUAAGUCGGCAGAAACUGUUCAGAUGAAGGGACAACCGAUCCCGCAGAAGAGCAACUGCUGUGGUUAGGUUAUACUUGCUGUUGUAACUGAUAUCAAAAUAGGGAGACUCUUUCCUGACUUUGUUAUGAUAUGGAUGUUUCAGUAACUUUUAAAUAUCACCUAUCAUGUAUUUAAAUCCUUGGAUAAUAUUCUUCUGGAUCUCCUGAUGACUUCCCUUGUUUAGAAUGAAAGGGAGGCUAUUUCUCACAUGCAUCUUAUAUUAGCUCGA
Messenger RNA from Cajanus cajan (pigeon pea), 1311 nucleotides. Its product is annotated as ras-related protein RABD1. Lineage: Eukaryota; Viridiplantae; Streptophyta; Magnoliopsida; Fabales; Fabaceae. Gene Ontology annotation, molecular function: GTP binding; GTPase activity. The record is from RefSeq and is a predicted model, not a curated record.